GCAUUGUUUCUCUUUGCAUUUGAAAUACUCUUUCAGCAGUAAGUACUUCAUACAAUUUUCAAGUAAAAUAGAGCAUAUAGCUUCCCCUUGGUCUUAUUUGUGAUGAAUCUUUUUCUAUCAUUCUCACUCUCUUGUAAUGACUAGUUCAAUAAUAAAAGAACAUGAAUGGCGUGAAUUGAUGAAGUCAAAUUUGCCCUUUUUAUGUAUGAGUUGUCUCAUGUAUGGGGGGAGAGAGAGAGAGAGAGAGAGGAUUCAGUGAAAUUUGAUCCAAAUUCUUUUAAAAUUCACAGAUACGUAUGCAAAGAGAUGAAAAAUUUUCAAUUUCUUGAUAUGCGGUAGGUUCCUCUCCGUGUUAAUGCUCGUAGAUAGCAGCCAAUUCUAAAGGUAUCUGAUAUAUGCUCUUACUUACGAUGUUAAUUUUUCACUGUGUUCUGCUUUUCAUUCAUCCCAAAUGAAAAGGAUGUUGAAAAGAAUUACAGUGGUUUUGUUGAUUGGGCUGCUGGCAUGGGCAUAUCAAGCCACCUACCCUCCGCCUCCCAGCAUUUGUGGCUCCCCAGGCGGCCCUCUGGUAACAGCACCUAGAAUAAAGCUCAGGGAUGGAAGGCAUCUGGCCUACAAGGAGCAUGGAGUGUCAAAAGAAGUUGCCAAAUAUAAGAUUAUCUUUAUUCAUGGCUUCGGCUCUACUAGACAUGAUACAGUGAUUACAGCAAACCUCCCUCCGGAAUUUAUAGAAGGACUGGGACUCUACAUUGUGUCUUUUGACAGACCAGGCUAUGGAGAAAGUGAUCCAGAUCCAAAAAGAUCAGUGAAAAGUUUGGCUUUAGAUAUAGCAGAGCUAGCCGAUCAGUUGGGAUUUGGAUCCAAAUUUUAUGUAAUUGGGCAGUCUAUGGGCGGCCAGGCGGUUUGGGGCUGCCUCAAGUACAUUCCUCAUAGGCUAGCAGGAGCAACAUUGUUGGCUCCGGUUGUGAACUACUGGUGGCAAGGCUUUCCUUCCAACUUGUCUACAGAGGCUUACAACAAACAACCACCUCAGGACCAGUGGACCCUUCGAGUUGCUCACUACAUACCAUGGCUAACCUACUGGUGGAACACUCAGCAGUGGUUCCCUGCAUCCAGUGUCGCAUCCGGCAAACUUGAUAUAUUUUCUCGCCAAGAUCUAGAAAUACUUUCCAAGUUUGCUGGGAGGGAGAAUCCGCACAAGGCACAGGUCAAGCAACAAGGAGAAUUUGAGUCCAUCCAUCGUGACAUGAUGAUUGGAUUUGGGAGUUGGGAGUUCAGUCCUGUGGAUCUCGAAAACCCUUUUCCAAAUAAUGAAGGCUCAAUUCAUCUAUGGCACGGCGAUGAAGAUGCUCUUGUGCCAGUCACUCUGCAACGCUAUAUUGCUAAAAAACUUCCAUGGAUUCAAUACCAUGAGUUACCUGGUGCUGGACACCUAUUUCCAGUUGCUAUAGGAGUGAGCGAAGCUAUUAUUGAGGCGCUUCUGUUGGGUCAGAAGUAGCCUCAACAACUCUUUUUCUUUUUUUUUUCUUCUUCUUCUUUUUCCGACCCCUCUUGCUUUUAAUUUAUUUUCCAUUUUAUGUCUUAUGACACCAUGUGGCUCUUCAUAUCAAA
This is a messenger RNA of Juglans microcarpa x Juglans regia, 1611 nucleotides long. RefSeq lists its product as uncharacterized. The record is from RefSeq and is a predicted model, not a curated record. Bases 452 to 1498 code for a protein of 348 amino acids. Lineage: Eukaryota; Viridiplantae; Streptophyta; Magnoliopsida; Fagales; Juglandaceae. The transcript is spliced from 5 exons.